CAGCUAUACGGUACCAUCAACAUAUUGGUGAAAGGAGUGUUUCAGAGUGUGUUUGCUCUGUCUUGUAUCCACAGACUUUGUGGUUCUGCUUCUGAUUGAGGAUGCCACAGAUUGUCUGACAGAACAUUUCAUCAUAAAACAUGAUUUGUGAAGCACAUUUGCCAAGAGUUAUUUGUCUCAGUUUCAUUUUGACAUUUGGGUUCAUAUUCACUCUGUCAUUUACAAGGGCGGAUACUGAUGAAGGGGGUGAAAUGUGUAAUGACCAAGAGGAGGGCAUGCAUUGUGCAGACAUUCAUAUUAGGAAGUCUGAUGGGAUCAUGGAUUUUUACUUUAAACACUCAUUCAAAGAUAUGGACAACCAGACAAACCUUUACUUAAAACUUCCUUCCACACUCCAUUCCUUUGACUUUGAAAAAAUUACUUGCAUCCUGAACAUGAAAGAUCAACUCAACUGUUCUUGGAAUAUAACUGGUCUCCCUAAAAAUGCUCAGUACUCAGCUUAUGUAGGCCAAGGAAAUUCAACCCAUCAAUUGAAUUGUUCAAAUGUUGCUGCAAAUGAGUCUGUUAAAUGCCACGGCCAUAUUGCUUUAAAACAAUCAAAAUACAUGGUUGUUAAAGUAAAUGUUUCUAUACCAACGCACUGGUAUAUCAUUGGGAAGGAGAUUAAUAAAGUAAAUAUAGAAAAGCUUGACCCCCCAAAAAACAUUAAGAUUUCAAUCCAUUUAAAUAAGCUGAAAAUAAAUUGGACACUUCCUGAGGGUGAAAACAAUGAAUGUUUUAAGUAUGAAUUACAGAUCAAUGAUGAGGUGGUUCAUCUGUCAAAAGGAGAGUUGUCAUAUGUUAAGGAAGACACAGACCUGACAAGGAAGUAUGCUGUUAAGAUGAGGGUGAUAAAAACUCAGUACUGCACUGCUGGCAAUUAUUGGAGUGACUGGAGCAAUGUUCAAGAGGUUGGCCCAUCUGAAAAGGUGUAUCAGAUGAAUCCAUGGGUGAUAGUAGUCAUAGCAUUUGUCCUUCCUAUGCUCCUUUUGUCUUUCCUGUUGAUCUGCAAGUGCCAAAGGCUCAUAGAAAAGCUUUUCCCUCCCAUCCCGAGCCCAUCUGUAAAACUUCUUGAGAAAGAUGACUUCUGCCAGCAUUUGCCUUCUGGUUGUGUGGAGCAUGGCACAGUCACCACAGUGUAUGAAGUUGAGGAAAGGAAUUGUUAGAUCAUAGGAUAAAGAUCUUUAGACAUCCAAAAUAAUCCCAGAAUCCAUAUUUGAAAAAUACUUGGAAAGGCUACGUUCAUUGGUUGUGUUUACAUGUACAUCAAUAGUCUUGUAUUGUGCAACAACAUUUUAUUGAAACAAAACAGAACCCUGGCUUCUUUUCUUCCAGUUUCAGGCCUGUGCAUAAGCAUAACUUGUUAUCAGUCUGCAGCACAUGCACACUUUGGUCAGAUUAUAUAAAGCAUAUAAAGUACAAUGCAGUGCAAUUAAAACUGCAGUACUCCACAUAUUACUGUGAUUAUGGUUACUCUAAUUAUGAGCAUAAUUGUAAUAACAUAGCAGUAUUUUCUAUACAUGUGCUCAAAUUUAAUGUCAGUACUGCCUUCACUGCAUGAGGAAAUUAGGGAGUUGAACUUAACAUGUCCUUUUGUGACUUUUAUAAACAUGUGUUUGUUUACAUGUGAGUAAUCCAGAGCUAGAUUUCAAGAUAACUCUCUUUCAUUUUGAAGCUAUUUAGGUAACAUUCAAUUAAUUUCAUAAUAGUCACAUUUCGUUCAUUUCAUCUGUCUAUUUCAACAUUUAAGUAUUUAAUUAUACUCAAAUCCAGUCUAUGCUUCUAAAUAAUUAUGCUUAAAUAAUAUUAAGCAUAUUGUGACCGAUCAGUCACAAUAUUAAAACCACCAGCAUAAUAUUGUGUAAAACAGUGCCAACCUAUAUCUCUGAAUAGCUCUCAGAGAUGCUAUUCUUCUCUCCACAAUUGUACAGAGCAGUUAUCCAAGUUACCAUAGACUUUGUCGAACCAGUCUGGGGCCAUUCUCUGUUGAUCUCUCUCAUCAACAAGGCAUUUCCAUCUACAGAACUGUCCCUCACUGGAUGUUUUUGGUUUUUGACAACAUUCUGAGUAAAUUCUAGAGACUGUUGUAUAAAGAAAAUCCCAGGAGAUCAGCAGUUACAGAAAUUCUCAAAUCAGUCCG
Molecule: messenger RNA, 2179 nt
Organism: Xyrauchen texanus (razorback sucker)
Lineage: Eukaryota; Metazoa; Chordata; Actinopteri; Cypriniformes; Catostomidae
Product: interleukin-5 receptor subunit alpha-like
Exons: 11
Coding region: 141-1205 (354 amino acids)
Biological process (GO): cytokine-mediated signaling pathway
Cellular component (GO): external side of plasma membrane
Molecular function (GO): cytokine receptor activity; protein binding
Source: RefSeq, a predicted model, not a curated record